CGCUGGGGGUGGUGAUGGUGCUGCUGCUGGUCAUCCUCAUCCCGGUGCUGGUCAGCUCGGCCGGCACCUCGGCGCACUACGAGAUGCUGGGCACCUGCCGCAUGGUCUGCGACCCCUACGGCGGCACCAAGGCGCCCAGCACGGCGGCCACGCCCGACCGCGGGCUCAUGCAGUCCCUGCCCACCUUCAUCCAGGGGCCCAAGGGGGAGGCCGGCCGGCCGGGCAAAGCGGGGCCGCGGGGCCCGCCGGGGGAGCCGGGGCCGCCCGGCCCGGUGGGGCCGCCGGGUGAGAAGGGCGAGCCGGGGCGGCAGGGCCUGCCGGGCCCCCCCGGGGCGCCGGGGCUGAACGCCGCGGGGGCCAUCAGCGCCGCCACCUACAGCACCGUCCCCAAAAUCGCCUUCUACGCCGGCCUCAAGCGGCAGCACGAGGGCUACGAGGUGCUCAAGUUCGACGACGUGGUCACCAACCUCGGCAACCACUACGACCCCACCACCGGCAAGUUCACCUGCUCCAUCCCCGGCAUCUACUUCUUCACCUACCAUGUGCUCAUGCGGGGCGGCGACGGCACCAGCAUGUGGGCCGACCUCUGCAAGAACAACCAGGUUCGAGCUAGUGCGAUUGCCCAGGAUGCUGAUCAGAACUACGACUAUGCCAGUAACAGCGUGGUUCUUCACUUGGAGCCAGGAGAUGAAGUUUACAUUAAAUUAGAUGGAGGAAAAGCACAUGGAGGAAACAACAACAAAUACAGCACAUUUUCUGGAUUUAUUAUUUAUGCUGACUGAUAAUGAGUAAAAAGACCCACCAAACCAGUCGAGAAGCCUGCUCUUCUAAGCGAUGGAUUUGCGUGGCAAAAGUCAAUGAAACAAGCACCCCAGCAGAGAGUGACACCGCACACCUCAGCAGCGGGGGAAAAGUCGAAUGCUACCUGAUUCACAUCUGUGCAACACAGAGAAACCUUACGUUAAAAAACCACAAAGCAAGUUAA
Messenger RNA from Oenanthe melanoleuca, 985 nucleotides. It is a transcript of the gene C1QL3, whose product is annotated as complement C1q like 3. Lineage: Eukaryota; Metazoa; Chordata; Aves; Passeriformes; Muscicapidae. The record is from RefSeq and is a predicted model, not a curated record. The transcript has 2 exons. The coding region runs from base 15 to 782 and encodes 255 amino acids. Gene Ontology annotation, molecular function: protein binding.